This is a messenger RNA of Calliphora vicina (urban bluebottle blowfly), 513 nucleotides long. RefSeq lists its product as uncharacterized. Bases 1 to 513 code for a protein of 170 amino acids. The transcript has a single exon. Gene Ontology annotation, molecular function: nucleic acid binding. The record is from RefSeq and is a predicted model, not a curated record. Lineage: Eukaryota; Metazoa; Arthropoda; Insecta; Diptera; Calliphoridae.
AUGGUAAAAAACUUUGGGGUAAAACAUAUUCGCACGGCUAUACACUCACCACAAGCGAAUGCGUCAGAACGCGUGAACCAAUCGAUUCUGGCAGCCGUAAGUUCGUAUCUGCAAGGUGACCACACCGAAUGGGACAAGCAAUUGUCAGAAAUUGAGUUUUCAUUACGAUCUUCGGUGCAGACAUCGAUUGGUAUAACGACAUAUUUUGCCUUAUUUGGCAUGAAUAUGAUUGGACAUGGUAGUGUGUAUAGUUUGGCGCGGAAACUCAAAAGUUUAAACGACGCGGAAAUGAACGUUAUCCCUAAACCAGCAAGAAUUGAACUUAUCCGGCAAAAGAUACGCGAAAAUCUACAUGAGGCCUACGCUCGAAACGAGAAAACUUAUAGCACGCGCUAUCGGCAGGUUAAAUUCGUACCCGGUCAGGAAGUGUACCGUCGCCACUUCCAACAAUGUGACUUUAAGAAUAAUUUUAAUGCUAAAUUGCUCGAAAGUUUCUCAAAUGUCGGAUUGUAA